Molecule: messenger RNA, 2783 nt
Organism: Leptonychotes weddellii (Weddell seal)
Lineage: Eukaryota; Metazoa; Chordata; Mammalia; Carnivora; Phocidae
Gene: EMP1
Product: epithelial membrane protein 1
Cellular component (GO): plasma membrane
Source: RefSeq, a predicted model, not a curated record
UAGAAACUCCUUUAAAACAGAGUGAAAAGAAACCGCCCAUCACACACCCCAGCACACUAACGCUGGAAACUUUUAACCUCGGGAAGCAGGUCCUUCCUCUCACCGUGGUCACAUACCUCCAGAAGAGCAGACCAGACAGCCACCAGCUCCAGCUCCUCAGGACGCCUCAGGCACUUGGACCUCAGAACUCUUCGUUGCAUCAAAAAGCCAAGAUGUUGGUAUUACUGGCUGGUAUCUUUGUGGUCCACAUCGCCACUGUCAUCAUGUUAUUUGUCUCCACCAUUGCCAAUGUCUGGGUGGUUUCGGAUAUUACCAAAGCAUCAGUUGGUCUUUGGAAAAACUGUACCAGCGGCGGCUGUGAUAACAUCCUGUCAUAUGCCAGUGAAGACGCCCUCAAGGCGGUGCAGGCCUUCAUGAUCCUUUCCAUCAUCUUCUCCGUCAUCUCCCUCGUGGUCUUCGUGUUCCAGCUCUUCACCAUGGAGAAAGGAAACCGCUUCUUCCUCUCGGGGGCCACCAUGCUCGUGUGCUGGUUGUGCAUUAUGGUUGGGGUGUCCAUCUAUACUCAUCAUUAUGCUGGUGGUUAUGGAACCAACUACUCGACCAGUCACCAUGGCUACUCCUUCAUCCUCACCUGGAUCUGCUUCUGCUUUAGCUUCAUCAUUGGAGUGCUCUAUCUAGUCCUGAGAAAGAAAUAAGGCCGAACAAAUUCACGGGGAUCCGGGGGGUGGGGAGAAGGAAGCCGUUGAAUCUGGGAGGGAAGUGGGAGAUACUGUGCAGGAAAAACCGAGAGAGGGGAGGGGGGCGGGGAGGGGAAGUAGGGUGGGAGAGGCUGAAAUCCAAACCAUUCCCAAGGAGGUUCUCUGCCGGUGAGCCCCUGCCCUUGGGAGAAAGUAGUUGGCUAGCGCUCCGCUGCUCCCCGGAUGCAGCCGGAGAGCCUCUCUCCAGCCACCAGACUUGGCCUUCAGCUGUUCUCAGUUACACACGCUGCCUGGGGCCCCAUCUACUGUCACACCAUGGGCUUCACUCCUGAGGCUGAAUUCUGGGUCUCGUGCUGCCGUCCUCAGACAGAUUGCAUCAAGUUAAAAUAGCGGUACAAGUUCCAGCAAGAGCAGAUCUUGUUUUUGUGUUGAAUAUGCUAAGCCUGGAAACCAUCGUGCCUUUCUGACCCAAAGCAAAACAUCACAUUCCGGUCUGAAGGGCCCAUACGAGGGCUUUGGCCAGUGAGCCAUUAUCCCUCUUUAGAACAGAUAUUUAACUCUGUGGAACUCAGUGGUAUUUGUGACGAAAUGGGAGAAAGACAUAUAGUCCUAAGGCCAAAUUGGUGGGUGAGUUAAACCAGGAAAGAGAACUUUUCACAGUGGAAGGCCUGGGGGAUGAUCAGAACCCAGACCGGACCUCACACAGCUGUCCCUCCCAGAGACCUCUUGCUAUGGACUUUGCUAGGCCUCUCGCUUAAAGCCAAAGCAGCUCUUUUGGCAUUUCUGUAAAGCCACUAAUGACCAAUUCCGUGGUGAAAGCACCACACAAAUUAUGGGACCAAGGGGCAAUCUGGUGGCAGUCCUACAGUAGGGUUAUGUUUUUAGGAUCCCCCUGUCCAUGCAGUCAGUGUUUCUUUUGAGCACAUACUGGGGAAAGAGAUGGACAUGGUUCCUUGUAACAUGAUUUAUUACUCUCCCUCUAAAUUAUAACUUUUGAGGACGUUUUGUCUAAUUAUCUGCGUUGGGGAUCAGGACUCCUAGGCUCAGUGGUAGCUCUCUCUCUGACAUGGGCUGGAGCCAUUGCCUUUCCCACAGGUGAGGCAGGGCAAUUCUGGAAGCUUAGUAAAACAUAAACUAAAACCAAAUAGAUCCUUGGGUGAAAGGUGCUAUAUAAUCGGAAAGUAUUAAGCACACUAGAUUUCGGUCAUGAUUAGAACAGAGUGCCUGCCUUCCCGGGAAAAUUAGAAAAUUCCCACGAGACAAAUAAAAACAUAGGUGUUGGGUGGAUAUUUUCUUUAAGAGAAAAAAUAAAAAGCAAAAACUCUCGUGGUACCCAGUCAUUUGGCGAUUGGGCUGUCUGUUGCCAUAGGAGCAUUUCUAUAGGACUUAGUAGCAGUAUGUUAUUCCUGGGUAAGCAGGCAUGGCUCUGGCCUGGAGCAGCUGAGCCAUCUCAGAUUCUGUUGAAAGGGGUUGUUUUGGGAAGAAAUUUCCUUUAUUACCUGAGAAGAAGAUCUACCCCAGGGGGGGAUCUGAGACAUCUUGCCUACUUUCCUUCUCCCAGCUCUCUCCUUAUUCCAUUUCUUACAUAAUUUUCCUUUCUGGGGGUUGUCAUGCCAUGAUUGCUGGUAUUUAUGUAAAAGGACUAUGACUAAGUGUAUUGCUCUAUGUUCAUUCUGGUUAAGGGAAUAUUGAGGGCAGGCCACCAGAUUACCUGGGCUGGGGGGAGAGAGAUGGCAAGCAAAAACUGUGGGAUGAUGAACUUUUUAAUUAUGAUUUAAUUAUCACAUGAUUAUAGAAGGCUGUCUUAUGUGCAGAAGCAUACUUACAUAUCAGAUAUACCCAAAAGAGAUACUCGCAUUAUGUUGAAAAGUCAAACUAUGACUGGAGUGAACCAUGUAUUCCCUUGUCUUUUACUUUAUUUCUGUGACAUUUAUGUCUCAUGUAAUUUGCAUUACAUUGGUGGGUUGUUCUAGUACUGUAUUUGGCUUCUUUAAUAGAUUGAUAUUUCAUAUACUAUAAUUGUAAAUAUUUUGAUACAAAUGUUUAUAACUCUAGGGAUAUAAAAAUAGAUUCUGACUCCCUUCA